GCUGUUCCCGCCGGAAUGUUUUGAGCGGCGCACGCGCUUCCGGUCUGCCUGCAGUGGCUCUGUGUGGUGUGGUGUUGUGUUCGUGAGGGCGUCAGGACAGCGUUAGUUCAGUGUUAAACACACAUGUGAGUUUGUGAAGACCAGCUGCUCUCAUCAUGGCGGUCCCGAUGGAAAGUCAGCUGCAGAGUAUCUUUGAGGAUGUAGUGAAAACUGAGGUGAUUGAAGAGGCGUUUACUGGCAUGUUUAUGGACAGUCCGGAGGAUGAGAGGACCAAACUGGUGAGCUGUUUAGGAGCGUUCAGGCAGUACUGGAGCACUCUUCCUCAGGAGUCACAUGAUCAGUGCGUGCAGUGGAUCGUCCGCUUCAUUCAUAGUCAGCACAGCCCCAAACGCAUCUCCUUCCUCUAUGACUGUCUGGCCAUGGCGGUGGAGACCAGCCUGCUGCCUCCCAGAAUGGUGUGUCAGGCUCUGAUGAGCUCUGACAGUCUGGAGUGGGAGAGGACUCAGCUCUGGGCUUUGACCUUCAAACUCAUCCGCAAAAUCAUCGGAGGAGUCGACUACAAGGGCGUGAGGGAUCUGCUGAAGGCUGUGAUGGACAAGAUUCAGACCGUCCCGAACUUCAUGAGCUCGGCUGUGGUUCAGCAGCUGCUCGCAGCACGAGAAGUGGUGGAGUACAUACUGGACCGCAACGCUUGUCUGCUGCCGGCGUACUUCGCUGUGACUGAGAUCAGGAAGCUGUAUCCGGAGGGCAUGCUCUCACACUGGUUGUUGGGCAGCCUGAUAUCUGACUUCGUUGAUAGUUUCAGACCGACCGCCCGCAUUAACUCCAUCUGCGGGCGCUGCAAUCUUCUGCCAGUGGUUAAUAAUUCUGGGGCCAUUUGUAACUCGUGGAAACUGGACCCGACCACUCUGCGCUUCCCGCUGAGGGGAAUGCUGCCCUAUGAUAAGGACCUGUUCGAGCCGCAGACGGGUCUGCUGAGGUAUGUUCUGGAGCAGCCGUACUCCAGAGACAUGGUGUGCAACAUGCUAGGCCUCAACAAACAGCACAAGCAGAGGUGUCCGGUUCUGGAGGACCAGCUGGUGGAUCUGGUGGUGUACGCCAUGGAGCGGUCCGAGACGGAGGAGCAGUUCGACGACGGCGGAACCAGUCAGCUCCUGUGGCAGCACCUCUCCAGCCAGCUCAUCUUCUUCGUUCUGUUCCAGUUCGCUAGCUUCCCUCACAUGGUGCUGUCGCUCCAUCAGAAGCUGGCCGGUCGGGGUUUGAUCAAAGGCAGGGAUCACCUGAUGUGGGUGCUCCUGCAGUUCAUCUCGGGAAGCAUUCAGAAGAACGCUCUGGCUGACUUCCUGCCCGUCAUGAAGCUGUUUGACCUGCUGUACCCCGAGAAAGAGUGUAUUCCAGUCCCGGACAUCAACAAGCCUCAGUCCACGCAUGCCUUCGCAAUGACCUGCAUCUGGAUUCACCUGAACCGCAAAGCUCAGAACGACAACUCCAAACUCCAGAUCCCUAUCCCACACUCGCUCAAGCUGCACCACGAUUUUUUUAACGCCUAUUCCUUCUGUGAUGCACAUGUUGAGUUUCUGCAUAAGAGUCUGCCCAUGACCGACUAUAAGAUCGCUCUGCUGUGUAACGCGUACUCCACAAACUCGGAGUGCUUCACGCUGCCCAUGGGUGUGCUGGUGGAGACCAUCUACGGUAACGGCAGCAUGCGCAUCACUCUGCCUGGCACCAACUGCAUGGCAUCCGGCUCUGUCACGCCUUUACCCAUGAACCUGCUGGACUCCCUCACUGUCCACGCUAAGAUGAGCUUGAUCCACAGCAUUGCAACCCGUGUCAUUAAACUGGCCCACGCCAAGACUAGUCUAGCCCUGGCCCCAGCCUUGGUGGAGACGUACAGCCGACUGCUGGUCUACAUGGAGAUCGAGUCCCUCGGCAUUAAGGGCUUUAUCAGUCAGCUUCUGCCGAACGUGUUCAAGUCGCACGCGUGGGGGAUUCUGCACACGCUGCUGGAGAUGUUCAGUUACCGCAUGCACCACAUUCAGCCUCAUUACCGCGUGCAGCUCCUGUCACACCUUCACUCGCUCGCUGCUGUUCCACAGACCAAUCAGAACCAGCUGCACCUCUGUGUUGAGAGUACCGCUCUGAGGUUGAUCACGGCUCUGGGGAGUUCAGAGGUUCAGCCGCAGUUCACACGCUUCCUCAAUGACCCUAAAACGGUGCUGUCUGCCGAGUCAGAGGAGCUGAACCGAGCGCUGAUCCUCACGCUGGCUCGAGCCACACACGUCACAGAUUUCUUCACCGGCUCGGACUCUAUUCAGGGCACCUGGUGUAAGGACAUCCUGCAGACCAUCAUGAAUUCGGCUAUCAAAUUUGCUUAUAAAAACUACUUCUCUCUUGUGUUAAUUUCCCAGGCGUUCUUCAAGCAGAAUAACGUUCCACAGGAGAGCCGCUUUAACCUGAAGAAGAACGUGGAGGAGGAGUACAGGAAGUGGAAGUCUAUGACCGUUGAGAACGACAUCAUCACACACUUCUCCAUGCAGGGCUCUCCUCCUCUCUUUCUGUGUCUGCUGUGGAAGAUGCUGCUGGAGACGGACCACAUCAACCAGAUCGGCUUCAGGGUGCUGGAGCGCAUCGGGGCGCGGGCGCUGGUGGCCCAUGUGCGGACGUUUGCAGACUUCCUAGUGUACGAGUUCAGCACGUCAGCAGGAGGACAGCAGCUCAACAAGUGCAUCGAGAUCCUCAACGACAUGGUGUGGAAGUACAACAUCGUGACGCUAGACAGACUCAUCCUGUGCCUGGCGAUGAGGAGUCACGAGGGGAACGAGGCUCAGGUCUGCUACUUCAUCAUCCAGCUCCUCCUCCUCAAACCCAACGACUUCCGCAACCGCGUCAGUGAUUUCGUGAAGGAGAACGCUCCCGAACACUGGCUACAGAGCGACUGGCACACCAAACACAUGACCUACCACAAGAAGUAUCCAGAGAAGCUGUACUUCGAAGGUCUGGCAGAGCAGGUCAACCCUCCCAUUCAGCUGCACUUACAGUACCUGCCCAUCUACUUCGGUAACGUGUGUCUGCGCUUCCUUCCUGUGUUCGACAUCGUCAUCCAUCGCUUCCUGGAGCUGCUGCCUGUGUCCAAGUCUCUGGAGACGCUGCUCGAUCACCUGGGGGGGCUCUACAAGUUCCAUGAUCGUCCAGUGACGUACCUGUACAACACGCUGCACUAUUACGAGAGACACCUGCGAGAUCGCACCAACCUGAAGAGGAAGCUGGUGCACGCUAUCAUGAGCUCGCUCAAGGACAACCGCACGCCUGGCUGGUGUCUCAGCGAGACGUACCUGAAGUGUGCCAUGAACCCUCGGGACGACAACGUCUGGAUCCCCGACGACACGUACUACUGCAAACUCAUCGGGCGGCUUGUGGAUACCAUGGCAGGUAAAUCUCCAGGACCGUUCCCCAACUGUGACUGGCGGUUUAACGAGUUUCCAAACCCGGCCGCUCACGCACUACACGUCACCUGUGUGGAGCUCAUGGCUCUGGCCGUGCCGGGGAAAGACGUGGGCAACGCUCUGCUCAAUGUCGUGCUCAAGAGCCAGCCGCUGGUUCCUCGGGAGAACAUCACAGCGUGGAUGAACGCUAUCGGCCUGGUCAUCACUGCCCUGCCUGAGCCGUACUGGAUCGUGCUUCACGACCGUAUCGUGAGUGUGAUCAGCAGUGCGGUUCUGAGUUCGGAGACGGAGUGGGUGGGUUACCCGUUCCAGCUGCUGGACUUCACCGCCUGUCACCGCUCGUACUCAGAGAUGCACUGCAGCUACAUUCUGGCGCUGGCUCACGCCGUGUGGCAUCACUCCAGCAUCGGACAGCUCUCCCUCAUACCCAAGUUCCUCUCAGAGGUGCUGAAGCCCAUCGUGAAGACGGAGUUCCAGCUGCUGUACGUGUAUCACCUGGUGGGGCCGUUUCUGCAGCGCUUCCAGCAGGAGAGGACCAGAUGCAUGCUGGAGAUUGGAGUGGCGUUUUAUGAGAUGCUUCAGGCUGUGGACCAGCACAGUAAGCACCUGGCCUAUAUGGACCCCAUCUGUGACUUCCUGUACCACAUCAAAUACAUGUUUACUGGGGACAGUGUCAAAGACCAGGUGGAGAGGAUCAUCUGUUCGCUGAGGCCAGCGAUGCGUCUCCGUCUGCGCUUCAUCACUCACAUCAGUAAGAUGGAGCCGGCGGCGGCAGCGUCCACAGCGACCUCUGUCCCUCAGUCCAGCAGCGUCUCGUCCCCUGCGGCCCAGAGCGGAGCCGGACCCUCUUAAUAUUCCUCUGUCUGUGGGUCAGUGAGCUCACAGCUGCUGACCAGACGGCGUCUCAACACUGUGUUUAACCAGCUGGAGACAGAUGAUGUGAUUCAGGGCCGAGGACACUGGACGCACUGAAUGAAGAUCAUGUGAUAUGACCUGUGUUUUAUGUGUGGCGACUAAAUGAGGCUUUAAUUGCAUUUGAACACCAGCGCCUGCCUUAUUUUCAUCGAGGAAUGAACCUGUUGCGUUUAUCAUCAAGACUUUUUACUGAAGUCUUCAGCCUGGACUUUGAUAGAGCAGCAUCCUGUUUUUUGAGUCAUGUUUCAUUUUUUUCACGUGUAAUAAAGACUAAUCAUGUAUUAACCAAAUGUGCACCUGUGAUUUUGUUUGGCCUUUUAUGUGUCUGUUAGAAUCAGAGCUACAAGCGUUAAAUUGAUCAAAAGUAACAGUAGAGGUUCAAAUAAAUG
Molecule: messenger RNA, 4747 nt
Organism: Sinocyclocheilus rhinocerous
Lineage: Eukaryota; Metazoa; Chordata; Actinopteri; Cypriniformes; Cyprinidae
Gene: med23
Product: mediator complex subunit 23
Exons: 29
Coding region: 156-4295 (1379 amino acids)
Biological process (GO): regulation of transcription by RNA polymerase II; positive regulation of gene expression
Cellular component (GO): mediator complex; transcription regulator complex
Source: RefSeq, a predicted model, not a curated record